AUGAUUCCACGCAUACUUCUUCUCUUCUCUAUAUUCUCAAUGGCGUCCGCAGUGACUAUCGAGCAGCUGACAUGGCAACCGGAGCUUGUCACGAAAGAAUCGAUUCUGAAAAAUUAUUUGAAACUGACCAACGAAACGAUUUUCGAAGAAAUGACGACACUUGCAUUCGUCACAAUAUGGAACCCACGUGGAUUUUAUCUCGCACGGAAGCGUGUCAAUCGCUUAUCGUAUGUCAGUAAUGUAUGGUUCGAAGUGGAGCCGACGUUCGGAAUGGACGUAAUGUCAGACGUUGCAAUUGUUGGAAUAAAGAAUAUCGACAGAGAUUUCAUAAAAUUUCUCCGAAAAAACAAUCCGAAUAUCAAAAUUGUACCGCGCUUCAUGUUCACUAAGUUCACAGAAGAGGUCGCCGAUUAUUUUAUUCGAACGGAACACAUAGUGCAGAGAGUCGCACAGACACUUGCCAACUUCUGUCACAGAAAUGGAUUUGAUGGAUUAGUUAUCGAUAGUUAUUCGACUUUCGGAGAAUCGUUAAUGAAACACAGAAGAGACACUAUGGAAACAUUUGAACAGAUGGGCAACAUGAUUCGAAGAAAUAGGCUCAUUGCGAUUCUUUCCUUGCCAAGCCCUGUCGGCAAUGAGUAUUUUCUAGGCGACGAAAAUCAAGAAAGUACACUCAUCAAUUCGAACGAAUGUGAGAGUUUGCUGAACUCGUAUGAUUAUUUCCAAAUGUGGACAUACAUCGACGGAUUACACACUCGAAACUUUAUUCACGAUAAGUACCUUCUCGCUAACAUGGAACUUUGCAAGUUCUCACCGAAAAUCAUGCUAGGAAUGAGCUUGUACGGACUUGAAUACGAGUUGGAAGACUAUCUUGAGGGACCACGGCUACGUGAUUGGACAACAAUCGAUUCGAAACGAUUUUUACAAGUUUUGAAGUUGGAGGAUUCGGUAUUGACGUGGAAUAAGAAGAACAAAGAACAUGAAUUGACUUCCAAAGCCAACAACACAUUCAUCCUCUUUCCAUCGCUCACGACAUUGGAGUAUCGGCUCGCUCUUGCGAAGGAACAUGGCGUUGCCGUUGCGUUUUGGGACUACGGACAGGGACUCGACUAUUUAACUAAUUUAAUCUAG
Molecule: messenger RNA, 1131 nt
Organism: Caenorhabditis remanei
Lineage: Eukaryota; Metazoa; Nematoda; Chromadorea; Rhabditida; Rhabditidae
Exons: 6
Coding region: 1-1131 (376 amino acids)
Biological process (GO): carbohydrate metabolic process
Cellular component (GO): extracellular region
Molecular function (GO): oligosaccharide binding
Source: RefSeq, a predicted model, not a curated record